Nipponia nippon (crested ibis) is the source of this 555-nucleotide messenger RNA. The record is from RefSeq and is a predicted model, not a curated record. NCBI's taxonomy places the organism in Eukaryota, Metazoa, Chordata, Aves, Pelecaniformes, Threskiornithidae.
AUGUCCUCCCUCCGUGUUUCCACAGAUUGCCUGGGGACUCCCAUCGUCUACUCGCCGGUCAAAGCAGACCUGACUGGAAAUAUCAAGAAAAUCCGGGCGGUUUACGACUCCAACCCCGCCAAGUUCAAAACGCUGCAGAACAUCCUGGAGACGGAGAAGGAGAUGCACGGCUCGGCCUGGCCCAAGACAGGCGCAACGCUGGCGCUGAUGUGGUUGAAAAGGGGCCUGAAAUUCAUGCUGGUGUUGCUGCAGAGCAUCUCUGAUGGUGAGCGGGAUGAGGAGCAUCCGAACCUCAUCCGAGUGAACGCCAUGAAGGCUUACGAGAUCGCGCUGAAGAAAUACCAUGGCUGGAUGCUGCAGAAGCUCUUCAUGGGCUCGGUCUACGCUCUUCCAUACAAAUCGGAUUUGCUGAAAGCAUUAGAGAAGGGUAAAGAAGUCAAAGAGGAGGAAAGCAUAGAGAAGAUUCAUCAGUUUCUCUCGAGGGUCACCCCCAUCCUGGAUGCAAUUUAUGAGAUGUACACAAAGAUGAACGCUGAGCUGAGCUACAAAGUCUAA